Messenger RNA from Empidonax traillii (willow flycatcher), 1474 nucleotides. RefSeq names its product septin 8 (gene SEPTIN8). Gene Ontology annotation, molecular function: GTPase activity; molecular adaptor activity; GTP binding. Gene Ontology annotation, biological process: cytoskeleton-dependent cytokinesis. The coding region runs from base 96 to 1379 and encodes 427 amino acids. Lineage: Eukaryota; Metazoa; Chordata; Aves; Passeriformes; Tyrannidae. The record is from RefSeq and is a predicted model, not a curated record. The transcript has 9 exons. Gene Ontology annotation, cellular component: cell division site; microtubule cytoskeleton; septin ring.
CGGUGCCUGCGGCGGGCGGAGGGAGUUCCAGGAAGUGGCCAUAUUGGAUCCAUUCCCCGCAUCCUCCCGCGCGGGCAGCACCGCCGCUCCCGGCCAUGGCCGCCACCGACCUGGAGCGCUUCUCGAAUGAAGAGAAGAGGAACCUUUCCCUGGGGGGCCAUGUGGGCUUCGACAGUCUGCCCGAUCAGCUGGUCAGCAAGUCUGUCACCCAGGGCUUCAGCUUCAACAUCCUCUGUGUGGGUGAGACUGGCAUUGGGAAAUCCACCCUGAUGAACACCCUGUUCAACACCACGUUUGAGACGGAGGAGGCGAGUCACUAUGAGAGCGCGGUGCGGCUGCGGCCCCGCACCUACGACCUGCAGGAGAGCAACGUGCACCUCAAGCUCACCAUCGUGGACGCCGUUGGCUUUGGGGACCAGAUCAAUAAGGAUGAAAGUUACAGGCCGAUAGUGGAGUACAUUGAUACGCAGUUUGAAAACUAUCUGCAAGAAGAGCUGAAGAUCCGCCGGUCCCUGUUCAACUACCACGACACGAGGAUCCACGUGUGCCUGUACUUCAUCACCCCCACCGGGCACUCGCUCAAGUCCUUGGACCUGGUGACAAUGAAGAAGCUGGAUAGCAAGGUGAACAUCAUCCCCAUCAUUGCCAAAGCAGACACCAUCUCCAAGAGCGAGCUGCACAAGUUCAAGAUCAAGAUCAUGAGCGAGCUGGUCAGCAAUGGAGUGCAGAUCUACCAGUUCCCCACGGACGAUGAGGCAGUGGCUGAGAUCAACUCUGUGAUGAAUGCUCAUCUGCCCUUUGCCGUGGUCGGGAGCACGGAGGAGGUGAAGGUUGGGAACAAGCUGGUGCGGGCUCGGCAGUACCCGUGGGGAGUGGUGCAAGUGGAGAAUGAGAGUCACUGUGACUUUGUGAAGCUGCGGGAGAUGCUGAUUCGAGUGAACAUGGAGGAUCUGCGGGAGCAGACCCACACCCGCCACUACGAGCUGUACAGGAGGUGCAAACUGGAGGAGAUGGGCUUCAAGGACACAGAUCCAGACAGCCAGCCCUUCAGCCUCCAAGAAACAUAUGAGACCAAAAGGAAAGAGUUCUUGGGCGAGCUCCAGAGGAAAGAGGAAGAAAUGAGACAAAUGUUUGUUAACAAAGUCAAGGAGACAGAGGCAGAGCUGAAGGAGAAGGAGAGAGAGCUGCAUGAGAAAUUUGAGCACUUGAAAAGGAUACACCAGGAGGAGAAGAGGAAGGUGGAGGAGAAGAGGAGGGAGCUGGAGGAAGAGAUGAAUGCCUUCAACAGGCGGAAAGUGGCGGUGGAAACCUUGCAGUCCCAGUCCUUGCAGGCUACCUCACAGCAGCCCCUGAAGAAGGACAAAGACAAGAAAAAGUAAGUGUCUGAACUGGAGUCUGCCACUGGGAAGCUGGAGGUCGGCUCAGAUGCUUUAAUGUUUGGUCAAUUGCUUAGACAGCACAUGGAAAAGGAGAU